This is a messenger RNA of Pseudonaja textilis, 3136 nucleotides long. NCBI's taxonomy places the organism in Eukaryota, Metazoa, Chordata, Lepidosauria, Squamata, Elapidae. The record is from RefSeq and is a predicted model, not a curated record.
UUGAAUGUUUUUUUUAAAUGUGGUUUUUUGGUGGGCAGGGUUGAAAGAAAAGCGGAAUACGAGAAGGGGGGGGGGGGGAAAGCCAUUGCAAAGCCAGAGGUUUAAGAAGAACGAGGCAAAAUGACCGAGAUCCAACGAGAAAAUUUGCUUCGCUGCAAGGACUAUAUAGUGAAGACUUUGAAUCCCGCUUAUAUAUUGAGCUACAUGAAAACCUGGCUGUCUGACGAGGCUGUGGAGCAAAUCCAAGAGCAAAGCAACCGGCCAACCAAGGCAGCAGAACUCUUUCUUCAGUCUAUUCUACAGCUCAAGGAGGAUGGAUGGUUCCGUGGUUUUCUUGAUGCGCUGAAAGCAUCAGACUAUACUGGCCUUUAUCAAGCAAUUGAAACAUGGGAUUUCAAGACAAUUGAAAGUUUGGAACCUCACAGGGAACUGUUGAAACGAAUUGAGCCCGCUAUUCAGGAUAUUAACGUCACAGAACUUCAAGGCUACAUGGGAGAAUGCCUCCAAUCUCAGGAAUGGGAAGAAAUUCAUCAGAUUAGUCGCAAUAAGGGGAGAAGAGCAAGUGCAAGCAAACUGGUGGAAUGCCUGUAUCGAUCAGACAAAGAACAUUGGCCUAAAAUGUUCCAACACGCACUGUAUGAGGCUGGAUACGACGGUCAUGGCAAACUGUGGGAUUUGAAAGGAGAUGAUAAUGCAGACGUUGAAAUGGGAAAUGAUGAAAGCAGCGGUGUUUUUCAAAUACAGAUUUCUGAAGAAGCAGAAUCUGAUAAUCUUUGUGAGAGUUCAUGUUCAGCUUCAGAUACCUUCCAGCAGACCAGAUAUGUGCCGAGGAAGGCAAGGAGCUAUCAGAUAGAACUUGCUGAGCCUGCUCUUAAUGGCAAACACACCAUGAUUUGUGCCCCUACUGGAUCUGGGAAGACUUUUGUGUCUAUUAUGAUAUGUGAGCAUCAUCUCUGCAACAGACCUGCUGGGCAGACAGGAAAAGUAGUCUUCCUCGCUACAAAAGUUCCAGUUUAUGAACAACAGAAGAAAGUCUUCCAGGAACACUUCAAAACUGACUACAAAAUUGACGGCAUCUGUGGAGAAAAUGCUUCCUCGACUUCUGCAGAAAUAGUUAUUCAGGAGAAUGAUAUUAUUGUCAUGACGCCCCAGAUUCUUUUGAACUCUCUGAAUAAUAAGGGGACAAAUAUUUCUCUUUCAACAUUCACAUUGAUGAUAUUCGACGAGUGCCACAACACUACGGGGAAUAACCCAUAUAAUGUGCUAAUGUUCAAGUAUUUGGACCUUAAACUGAAGCAAGGAGCACGCUCAUUACCUCAGAUUGUAGGCUUGACCGCUUCUCCCGGCAUUGGCAGUGCCAAGAACAUAGGUGAGGCCAUAGACUACAUCUGCAAGAUUUGUGCUUCGCUCAAUAUUGAAGUGAUCUCAACAGUCAGAAAGAACAUAAAGGACCUUGAAGAAAUUGUUCACAAACCUGAAAAAAUCAUUAAAUUACAAUAUGCCUUGAAUCAGAACGUGAAUAAAGAGAUCUCUGCUCUUCAUUGUAGGCCAUUUUUUUUAAAAAAAAUCUUUCCUUCUCCAUUAGAUGACUUGUCUGUGAUCAAGAAACAGUGUUAUGGGACCCAGAAGUACGAGCAGUGGGUUGUCGACAUGCAGAAGAAAGCUGUGGUGUUACAGUGUAAAAAUGCAGAAGAAGAGAGCCGAGUCUGCAGGGCUCUGUUUAUUUGCAUGCAGCACCUCCGGAAAUACAAUGAUGCCUUAAUCAUCAAUGAAGAUGCCCGAACCAAAGAUGCCUUGGAUUAUCUGAAAGAUUAUUUUGAGGAUAUAAAAAAUUGCUACUUUGAUGAUAUUGAACAGCAGUUGGCUUCAAAUUUUGAAGUCAAUUUGUCAGAACUCACUGCUGCUUCCGAGGAUGAAUCAAAUGAAAACCCUAAAUUGGAAGAUAUUCGAGAGAUUUUGGAAGAGGCAUAUCAUGUCAAUCCUGAGACACGCACUAUUCUCUUCGUGAAGACAAGAGCGCUGCUGGCAGCAUUGAAGAACUGGAUAGAAGAAACGCCUGAACUUCAGUUCUUGAAGCCACAGACGCUGAUGGGACGUGGGAAAAGAAACCAUUGCACAGGCAUGACCCUCCCAAAUCAAAAAGGCACUUUAGAUGCCUUCAAAAUCAAUGGGGACAGCAAGCUGCUAAUAGCAACUUCAGUGGCUGACGAAGGGAUCGAUAUUGUUCAGUGCAACCUGGUCCUACUAUAUGAAUACACAGGCAACAUCAUCAAAAUGAUACAAGUCAGAGGUCGUGGAAGAGCAAAAGACAGCAAGUGCAUUCUUGUGACGAGCAAAAAAGAAGAGGAAGAGAAGGAGAGAUACAAUUUACAAAAAGAGAAAAUGAUGAACAAAGCUAUUGAAGAGGUACAGAGUUGGGAUGAAAAGAAGUUUGCAAAGAAGAUAAACGAGUUGCAAAAGCAGCAAAUAAAAAUGCUAGCUUCCAAGAGAAAAACAACAGAACCCAAACCCUGGAAAGACAAUCUAGUCCUUUUGUGUGGGAAAUGCAAAACCGAGGUCUGCAGCACGGAGGACCUCCGGGUGAUUGAGGAGUCGCACCACACGGUUUUGGGCGAGAAAUUUAAAACACGGUAUAUCACAAAACCUCAUAAGGCAGCACGCAGCUACGGGGAUUUUGAGAAAAAAUUCAAGAUGCAUUGCAUCAUUGACAGUUGCCAUCACGACUGGGGAAUCAUUGUGAAGUACAAGACCUUUGAAGACAUGCCCAUCAUUAAAAUUGAGAGUUUUUCUGUGAAGGAUGUUGUUAGCAACAGGCAGAAUCAUUUUGGAAAAUGGAAGGAUGUUGAUUUUGCAGUGAAAGACCUUGAUUUUGAAGAGCUAUCUUACUGAAGUACGGUCUAUUCAAACUUUAUAAUCUUGCAUGCCCUAGUUAAUUCUAUUUUAAAGUCAAAUUGGUAACAGAUCCUAUUGACUUUCCACUUACUCCAGUGUAAAAAUUCAAACUCCAAGUAGCUGUGACAUCUGAUUCUUAGUACGCUUCCAGUAUUCAGUGCUGCUUCAAAAAAGCUGAAAUGUUUCCACUGCUGUCUUUUGUUUACGCAAACUAAUAAUAAAUGUACAUAUUUGAAACUUUAAA